GAAAGGGAUUUGGAAUCGGAGAAGACUAGCCAAAGAUUUUCUCUGCAGAUAGCUCCUCUCGAAUGGAACUGCUUUCUUAUAUGGCUGCUAGGAAGCAUUAGAAAUGCGCUGAGCUGAAGAUUCCCACAGCACCCUGGCAAUGCGGAAGUCUUUGGGCUGAUCGGCGGCCAUUGAACUGUGUCCAGAAAUCGGGUUUUCUUGGUCUUCUGGUUCAGGUGGGCUCGCCUUCAGUGCGGCCAAGAAUCUGGAAUCAUUCAUUCCACGCCUUUGAAGCACAUCGGUCCUGUCGUUUUUCACCUGGGGAAAAUGUGCAAGUUCACCAACCGGCUGUUUGUGUUUGCCCUGCUGCUCUUGGCAUUUGGAAAACUUCAAGCCCAACCCGUUGGUGGGAAGAUUAGGCCAGGGAAUUCGAGGAACGUGGUUAGCGACUUGCUGGAGGUCUUGUAUGACGACUAUUCGGAGAAUGGUUUUCAGCGGGAGGACAUUCUCUACGACCAAAGGCAAAAGGGCGCCGAGAAUUUUCAGCUGAAAGUUGAUGGGGUCGUUAUUGGAAUGGCCCCUCAAAUGGGUUCCCACUGGCUUUACACGAUGGCCGAAUAUUAUUUGAGUGAAAUGAUGUUGCGCCAAUCCACUCCAGAACCAGACUCAAAUCAAAUGUACGAAAAGGAUUCUGAAAAGGAUUCAGAUACGGAAUCUGGAGUCCCCGAGGGCAUUACUAAAAUUCCAGAGACCUCCAAAAAUGACUUGGAAAGCAGACAACAUCAAAUUGUAGCUCCUCAAAACUCCAGCCGGACCCCAUCUCAACUGCUCCAGCUACUGAAGAUGCUUAAAAGUUCCAAGGCCUAA
Molecule: messenger RNA, 846 nt
Organism: Drosophila takahashii
Lineage: Eukaryota; Metazoa; Arthropoda; Insecta; Diptera; Drosophilidae
Source: RefSeq, a predicted model, not a curated record